UCAACAAAACACAACUUUCAGCUGUUUGCAGCAGCGUCCACCGGGCGUCAUGGCGGCGACCAUGAAGCGCCCUCGCAAAUGCGUAGCCCCGCGCACCGCCCGCCUUCGCCAGAACCUCAACAGCAUCAUGCUGUGGCUGCCGCCGAAAGUUUGCGAGAGGUCGUCGCCGUCCGGCGGGCGUCGUGCCAUUUUGAGCCGCUCGUUAGCAAGGGCGUCACACCUGUGCAUCUCAUCUUUGCCCUUCGUCGCCGCAUAGACGAUGUCGACGAGGCGUCGUCGCAAGUGCACCAGCUCCGCGCGCUUCUCUUGUUCCUGCUGGGCUGCAUCGAGCUUGCGGUUGAUCCUCUCGCGACUCUCGGAUUCAAUCGGGCGGCCUGUCAU
Vitrella brassicaformis is the source of this 381-nucleotide messenger RNA. The record is from the annotation of a GenBank genome assembly. NCBI's taxonomy places the organism in Eukaryota, Vitrellaceae.